AUGAAGGAGGAAGGCGCGCUGGCGCAGGCGCUGGGCCGCGCGCGCCGCCUGCACGCGGUGUUCCAGGCGGCCGAGCUGCCCGAGACGCACCGGCUGCUGCGCCAGACCUGCCGCCACUUCGCCGAGCGCGAGCUGGCGCCCGCGGCCGCGCAGCUCGACAGGGAGCACCGCUUCCCGGCCGCGCAGGUGAAGAAGAUGGGGGAGCUGGGGCUGCUGGCCAUGGACGUGCCGGAGCGGUACAACGGGGCCGGCCUCGACUACCUGGCCUAUUCGCUCGCCGUGGAGGAGAUCAGCAGGGGCUGCGCCUCCACCGGCGUCAUCAUGAGCGUCAACAACUCUCUCUACUUAGGGCCGAUACUCAAGUUUGGUUCUGAAGAACAGAAGCAGAAGUGGAUUACGCCCUUCACCAGCGGGGAGAAAAUCGGGUGUUUUGCCCUUAGUGAACCAGGAAACGGCAGCGACGCGGGCGCUGCCUCCACCGUGGCCCGCCUGGACGGCGACGAGUGGGUUCUGAAUGGCACCAAGGCCUGGAUCACCAACGCCUGGGACGCUGCUGCCGCCGUCGUGUUCGCCACGACCGACAAAGCCCUGAAGCACAAGGGCAUCAGCGCCUUCCUGGUGCCCAUGCCGACCGCCGGCCUCUCGCUGGGCAAGAAGGAGGACAAGCUGGGGAUCCGGGCGUCCUCCACCGCCAACCUCAUCUUCGAGGAGUGCCGCAUCCCCAGGGACAACCUGCUGGGGCAGCCGGGCAUGGGCUUCAAGAUCGCCAUGCAAACCCUGGAUGGGGGCAGGAUUGGGAUCGCCUCCCAGGCUCUGGGAAUAGCCCAGGCAGCUCUGGAUUGCGCCGUGGAAUACGCCGAGAAGAGAAUGGCCUUUGGGGCGCCCAUCACCAAGCUGCAGGCGGUUCAGUUCAAGCUGGCCGAUAUGGCUGUGGCGCUGGAGGGCGCGCGCCUGCUCACCUGGAGGGCUGCGAUGCUGAAGGACAACGGGAAGCCCUUCACCAAGGAAGCUGCAAUGGCCAAGCUGGCUGCAUCAGAAGCUGCAACAGCCAUUUCGCAUCAGGCCAUCCAGAUCCUGGGCGGGAUGGGCUACGUGACGGAGAUGCCGGCGGAGCGGCACUACCGCGACGCCCGGAUCACCGAGAUCUACGAGGGCACCAGCGAGAUCCAGCGGCUGGUGAUCGCGGGGCAGCUGCUCAAGGGCUACCGCAGCUGAGGGCGCCGGAGGGGAGCCUUCCUCCCCGCCACCCUCCUCUUCACCAUGCCUGGCCUUUGGACCAUUCAGUGCAGGGAUACCUGUGGGGAGAGCGGGAGCACCACUGGCUCUAGGGUGGGGUGCCAGCCUUUUCCUAAGGGGGAAGAGCCCUUUGGAGUUGGUGGAGGCACCGGGACAUUGCUGCUGCAUGAAGUCAGGUGCUAUCUCCAUCAGUGGACGUUUCUUGUUUGUAGGAGUCUGUCCCACCCUGCUCUGCCAUAACCAGUGCCUAAAUCCAAGCAGAGGGGGCAGGAGGACAAUCCCCUGUCCCGCUGCCUCUCGGGCUGGGGCUGCUGCCGGUCACCAGCUCCUUUCUGGGCCCGGGCGGCACCGGGACCGGGGGGGCGCUGCCAACCCUAGGGGGACAGUCAUGGUGCCUCCACAGCAACGAGUACAGGGACACGGGACUCCCCGGAAAGAACACAGAGAAGGACAGGUCGAGUUUACUGUUAAUAACAAAUAAUAAGGAAGUGAAGAGACGAAACAAUAAGCCUGCUCUGUGCUGGGUUUUAACAUCAGACCAAAUAAGCAAGGUAAUGCACUUAACCAUGGCUAUAUGAGCAAGAGAUUAUGAUUAAGAAAAAGCUACAUGACCAGUUGCACGAAUACGUUACCGUCAUCCUGCCGCACAGCCGCUGUGACAGCCAGGGUUGGGACAAUGUUCCUGGCACCUGGGAGGUCUUAGGCCACCCCUGAGGGUGCCAAAGUUGCUGCAAGAGGGUCCAGCUUUUAUAGAAGCAAAUCAGCAAAACCCAUGUUUUCUUUGUGAGCAGUAACAUCUGGCCUGUCCUGCUUUCCUUACCAUGCGGGUCUAGGACCUGGCCAGAGCCCUGGCUUCAAAUGGGAGGGUUCCCUCUGAAGUCAAAUACCUGCACGAGGGCCUACGAUUUACAAGUUACAGGUUUAGGAGCCUCCGUGCAGGUCGGCAUGACCAGGUAGGUCCAUGUUCUCCUGCAGCAGCAGAGCCCUGUUGAGCUGUGUCACCCCUGACUCGCGCCUGUCGUUCAGGCC
Nothoprocta perdicaria is the source of this 2265-nucleotide messenger RNA. RefSeq names its product acyl-CoA dehydrogenase short chain (gene ACADS). Gene Ontology annotation, cellular component: mitochondrion. Gene Ontology annotation, molecular function: flavin adenine dinucleotide binding. The transcript has 10 exons. Bases 1 to 1215 code for a protein of 404 amino acids. Gene Ontology annotation, biological process: butyrate catabolic process; fatty acid beta-oxidation using acyl-CoA dehydrogenase. The record is from RefSeq and is a predicted model, not a curated record. NCBI's taxonomy places the organism in Eukaryota, Metazoa, Chordata, Aves, Tinamiformes, Tinamidae.